Molecule: messenger RNA, 6189 nt
Organism: Sus scrofa (pig)
Lineage: Eukaryota; Metazoa; Chordata; Mammalia; Artiodactyla; Suidae
Gene: FKBP15
Product: FKBP prolyl isomerase family member 15
Cellular component (GO): growth cone
Molecular function (GO): peptidyl-prolyl cis-trans isomerase activity
Source: RefSeq, a predicted model, not a curated record
ACCUCCUCAAUAACCUAAUCUUGCUGGCAAGAGUAACCGAGAGUUCGUCCUGCCGGAAAGCAGCACGCCCCUGCGGCAAUUUACGACGUCGGCGGUGAAAGGCCCUGGAAAUUCGCCGACCUCCUCCCUACAGCGGGGCGAAAGCCAGCGAGAUGUUCGGUGCGAGCGACGAAGACGACACCGACUUCCUCUCGCCUAGCGGCGGUGCCAGAUUGGCUUCUCUUUUUGGACCAGAUCAGGCAGUUGCUGGCCAUGGAAAUGAGUUCUUCCAGUAUACAGCCCCAAAGCAGCCUAAGAAAGGCCAGGGCACAGUAUCAACAGGAAAUCAGGUGACACCAAAAACAGCACCCACCACAACAGGCACAUCCACAGUAUUGGUUGCAAUAGCAGUCCAUGCAUAUCGUUACACAAAUGGUCAGUAUGUAAAGCAGGGCAAAUUUGGUGCUGCAGUCCUGGGAAAUCACACAGCCAGAGAGUAUAGGAUCCUUCUGUAUAUCAGUCAACAACAGCCAGUUACUGUUGCCAGAAUUCAUCUGAACUUUGAGCUAAUGGUUCGGCCCAAUAACUAUAGCACCUUUUAUGAUGACCAGAGGCAAAACUGGUCCAUCAUGUUUGAGUCAGAAAAGGCUGCUGUGGAGUUCAAUAAACAGGUAUGCAUUGCCAAGUGCAACAGCACCUCUUCCCUGGAUUCAGUGCUGUCACAGGACCUUGUCGUAACAGAGGGCCCUGCAGUAGAAGUUGGAGAUUCUUUGGAAGUAGCCUAUACCAGCUGGGUCUUUCAGAAUCACACGCUGGGCCAGGUUCUUGACUCCACUGCUAACAAAGAUAAGCUGCUCCGCCUGAAGUUAGGAUCAGGAAAAGUCAUCAAGGGCUGGGAGGAUGGAAUGGUAGGCAUGAAAAAAGGAGCGAAGCGGUUGCUUUUCAUCCCUCCAGCCUGUGCUGCUGGGUCUGAAGGAGUAAUAGGAUGGUCUCACUCAACAGACUCCAUCCUGGUGUUCGAGGUGGAGAUUAGGCGGGUCAAAUUUGCUAGAGAUGCCGGCUCUGAUGGGCACAGUGUUAGUUCCCGGGAUUCUGCAGCCCCUUCUCCCGUACCUGGUGUUGACAACAUCUCUGCUGAUCCUGUUGUGUCACCGUCCACUUCGGUGCCUUUCAAAUCAGGGGAGUCAGCUCUUCGUUCCAAAUCUAACUCCCUCAGUGAACAGCUUACAAUGAAUACAAAUCCUGAUACAGUCAAGGCCAAGUUGAUCUCUCGGAUGGCUAAAAUGGGCCAGCCCAUGCUGCCCAUUCUUCCACCACAGCUGGAUUCCAAUGAUUCCGAAAUUGAAGACGUGAAUGCUCUUCGAGGAGCUGGGCAGCCCCUGGGGACUCUGCCCAUUCAGCCCUCUCUUCAGCCAGCCCAUCCAGCGCUACCACAGAUGACCUCACAAGCACCUCAGCCAUCUGUUUCUGGGCUUCAAACGCCGUCUGCUGCCUUAAUGCAAGUUGCAUCACUUGAUUCCCACUCCGCUGUAUCUGGAAAUGCCCAGUCCUUUCAGCCCUAUGCAGGUAUGCAAGCCUACGCAUAUCCCCAGGCCCCAGCUGUCACUUCCCAGCUGCAGCCCGUUCGGCCCUUGUAUCCAGCACCACUCUCUCAGUCUCCCCACUUUCAAGGAUCAGGUGACGUGGCUUCAUUUCUCAUGACUGAAGCCCGGCAACACAACACUGAAAUUCGAAUGGCAGUCAGCAAAGUGGCUGAUAAAAUGGAUCAUCUCAUGACUAAGGUUGAAGAAUUGCAGAAACAUAGUGCUGGCAAUUCCCUGCUCCUUCCUGGCAUGUCAGUGACAAUGGAAACAAGCAUGAUCAUGAGCAACAUCCAGCGAAUUAUUCAGGAAAAUGAAAGAUUGAAGCAAGAGAUCCUUGAAAAGAGCAGUCGGAUAGAAGAACAGAAUGACAAGAUUAGUGAACUGAUUGAACGAAAUCAGAGGUAUGUUGAGCAGAGUAAUCUGAUGAUGGAGAAGAGGAACACCUCGCUGCAGACAGCCACAGAAAACACACAGGCAAGAGUAUUGCAUGCUGAGCAAGAGAAGGCCAAGGUGACGGAAGAGUUAGCAGCAGCCACUGCACAGGUCUCUCAUCUGCAGCUAAAAGUGGCCGCCCACCAAAAGAAGGAAACAGAGCUGCAGAUGCAGCUGACAGAAAGCAUGAAGGAUACAGACCUCCUCAGGAGCCAGCUUGCCAAAGUGCAGGCAGAGCUCUCAGAGCUCCAAGAAACCUCUGAGCAAGCACAGUCCAAAUUCAAGAGUGAAAAGCAAAGCCGGAGACAACUGGAACUCAGGGUGACAUCCCUGGAGGAGGAGCUGACUGACCUUCGAGCUGAGAAGGAGUCUUUGGAAAAGAACCUCUCAGAAAGGAAAAAGAAGUCAGCUCAAGAGCGCUGUCAGGCUGAGGAGGAAAUAGAUGAAAUUCGCAAGUCGCACCAGGAGGAAUUGGACAAACUUCGACAGCUCCUGAAAAAGGCUCGGGUGUCCACAGACCAAGCAGCUGCAGAGCAGCUGUCUCUAGUGCAGGCUGAGCUUCAGAGCCAGUGGGAAGCCAAGUGUGAACAUCUGUUGGCCUCUGCCAAGGAUGAACACCUGCAGCAGUACCAGGAGGUGUGUGCCCAGAGAGAUGCCAGCCAGCAGAAGCUGCUCCAGCUGGAGGCAAAGUGUUCAGCCCUCCAGGCCCAAGUCACAGCCCUGAAAGAGCAGAAUGCACAGCACCUCAAGGACCUGGAGAACAAGCCCCAGGUGUCUGGAGUGGAAGCUGCCACUGCUGACCCCUCAGAGAAGGUCAAGAAGAUCAUGAACCAAGUGUUUCAUUGCUUGCGGGGGGAGUUUGAGCUGGAGGAAUCUUACAAUGGCAGGACCAUUCUGGGGGCCAUCAUGAGCACCAUCAAGAUGGUGACUCUCGAGCUGUUAGACCAACAUGAGCGAGAGAAAGGAGAGAGCAGCAAUGAAGAAGAGGAAGAAGAGGAGCGACCUCGGAGCCCUGCCCAGGAGCCAUCCAUCUCAGUCAGUGCUAGGCAGUCUCAGGCACCCUCGCACAGGGAGAAGCAGGCCCCCACGGUGCCGACAGAGCAGGUGGUCCAGGAAGCUGCCGCUCUGCCUCCUCAGGCCCUCCCGACUCCCCAGGAUGAUGUGCAGGGGAGGGAUGGGGAGCCCUCAGAAGCAGAGGCCCUCUCAGAGAUAAAAGAAGAUGCCUCCCCUCCUGAACCAGCUUGCCUCGCCUCCCACAGAGCCCUGAGGCCCCCGACUUCAAUUCCCCAGCCUCCGGGCCCUGUAACUGUGGACUCUGAGUGUGAGGAGGCCCUCGCUCCCAGCUCCUUGGGAGGUGCCUUUGUCGGGGAGCAAGAAAGCUCCAGGAGACUGUCCCUGACUUUAGACUCCAAAAAGGGGGACCCACUGGCCUUGGGGCCUGAAAGUCCAGAAGGAGAGCCUCGGGCUCCAGAGCUCAAGAAUGAGGAGGGUGUUACUAGCACCCCUGCUCCCUCCCAGGAGCCCUGCAGCCCAGAGGCAGCUUCUUCAGCCGUAGGAGCAACAGCUGGAUCCAGCCACUGUUCUCAGCAGCCCAGUCUCUGUGAAGAUGAAGACGACGAACUGUUUAAAGGGGCAACUCUGAAAGUUGCGAGCCCCAAAGCACAGGCUGAGGAGGAGGAUGAUGACGAGGUGAGCAUGAAGGGACGCCCGCCCCCAACACCCCUUUUUGGAGAUGAUGACGAUGACGAUGACAUUGACUGGCUGGCCUGAAGACCCAGGAAACCGGUGCAAAGGUUUCUCUGCCGACCCUUCCCUGAGCAUGAUUUUGCACAGCCAGCCCCGGGUCUAGACAAGCCCCAGGGUGAGGUGAAGGUGAGCUUUCUGAGGACAGUAAUUCAGAUAUCCGAGUUAGCCAGCCUCUGAGCCCCUGCCUGGCCGGCAGAAGAGGAGUGAGAUCCUGUCUUCAGAACGCCGGUGGUCAGCAGCCCACCGUGGUCCUGCCUCAGUGCCCCGUGGAGGAAGGGCUGGGGGCUCCCCUCCAGCCAGUCCCUGCGAGAGUCCUGCCCUCUCCCAAGCUUUUAUUCUCUUAACUCGUGGACUGAUCUGCCUCUCAAUGCUCGACGGUGUCUCAGCCACAGGAUUGUCACCUGGGGUGAGGUCUCCCCAGUAGAACCGAGGGUGGAUUAUACUGUCCAAGCCAGGAUGACUUAACAGCCUUGCCUGCAGUCCUGAGACGUCUUGUCUUUUUUCCUGCCUUAAAUCUAAGAGGUCAAUGAAUAUUUGAAAUUAACAAAACUAAAAUAAAUGUCUUCAGUGAAAGUUAACUCAAGCUCUUGGGGUGAAAUCAGAUUUGUUUCUGAGGGCUGUCUGUGCUCCCUCUCUGGGACUCUAAGGGUAGGAGUUGUAGCAGAUCUGGGUUGGUUAGUAUGCUUGAAAGCUUUGUGAGGUGUUUGCUUUGGUACCUAACCCUGGAACUUUAGAAGGUCACCACUCUGCUAUCCCAGCUCAUCCCAGCUACUUUAAGGCUUGGGGCAGCAGGGUUGUCUGAGGACCAGUCCUGUUGUCUACUUGCUGCUGCAGGUGUAGUCCUACACCCUAGGGGCCAUGCAGAGGAGGCUGGGGGUAGGGGGGGUCCCUGUGUUCUACUGUCGUUCAUCAUGGCACCUGAGAGAUUGAGUCUUCACUUUGAGAGCAGCUUCCAUUCCCUCUUAGUUCAGGCCCAGGAUUAUGCAGGGAAUAGUAGUGAGAAAAUGUCUGUAGUUAUUGUAUUUAUUUCAGGACUUUCCAAAGACCAUGCAACCAGUCUUCAAAAAAUGUAGAGUAAUUUUGGAGUUCCCUUUGUGGCUCAGUGGUAAUGAACCUGACUAGUAUCCUUGAGGAUGCAGGUUCAAUCCCUGGCCCCACUUAGUGAGUUAAGGAUCCGGCAUUGGUGUGAGCUGCUGUGUAGGUCACAGAAAGCAGCUCGGAUCUGCUGUGGCUGUGGCUGGGAACUUCCAUAUGUCACAGGUGCAGCCCUAAAAACAAAAAAAUAAUUUCAAUAAAAAAUAUUCCCUUAUUUAAAAUGUUUAUCAGGUAGGAACCUGAAUGGCAUUCCAUCUGACCUGACGUCGUCCUUUGUGGCGACAGCCUUGAGCCUGGGAGGCAGUAAGAACUACCAUUUACUACAAAUAGGCACUGCUGUGGAGUAAUUUACACAGACUAUCUCAUCUCCAGCAACCCUCGCAGAAGACACUGUUAUCCAUUUUAUAGUGGAGACACUGGGGCAUGGAGCGGUAAAGUAACCUUUCCAAAGUUACCUAGCUUGUUGGCAGCAGAACAAGAAUUUAAAUCCUGGCCAUGGGAUUCGAGAGCCUGGGCUCUUGGCCACCACAGCAGCAUUUGUCCUGGGUUGAGGGAGGAGGGGAGUGAUGUUUGUUAGAAGUACGGGCUUGUAGGCCUCACAAUAUCCUGACACAGAAUUUCUGCCCUCUUAGGGUAAAAUACACAGACAUGAGAGUUUUCAGCCUCCAGUGUCUGCACUCACGCCCUUGUUCCACUGGGUGGGUGCUGUAUGGCUAUAGCCAGUUAUCCUCUCAGCCUCAGCCCUCAUCUGAGUUGAUGAAUGGACUUGGGGCCAGGCUGCCUGGCUCUGCCACUUAUUAGCUGGAUGACUUUAUUAAUUUCUCUGUGCCUCAGCUUCCUCAUCUCCAAGACAAGGACAAAAAUAGUUUCUACCUUGUUGUGGGGAUUAAAUGAUUAAUAUUGUGGAGUUCCUGUUGUGGCUCAGUGGAUUAAGAAUCCGACUAGUAUCCAUGAGGAUGCGGGUUCAAUCCCAGGCUUCGCUCAGUGGGUUAAGAAUCUGGCAUUGCCAUGAGCUGUGGUGUAGAUCACAGACGUGGCUUGGAUCCCAUGUUGCCAUGGCUGUGGCAUAGGCUGGCAGCUACAUCUCUGAUUCGGCCCCUAGCCUGGGAACUUCCAUAUGCCGUGGGUGCAGUCCUAAAAAGCAAAAAAAGAAAAGUUAAUAUUGAAAAGUGCUUAGAUACUGCCUGGCACAUGAUAAGCAAUGCAUAGGUGUUAAAUUCAAGUAGAGAAAAUACCACCUUUUGUGACUUGGUUCUGAAGAAUGUUGAAGUGCCUACUUAAUCUGGCCUAUAAUCCAUUUCUCUAGAGCACAGAUUAAAAAAAAAAAAAAAAAAGCCCUCCAUGUUUUGAAAGC